Messenger RNA from Pyricularia oryzae 70-15, 906 nucleotides. RefSeq lists its product as uncharacterized. The transcript has 8 exons. Lineage: Eukaryota; Fungi; Ascomycota; Sordariomycetes; Magnaporthales; Pyriculariaceae. Bases 1 to 906 code for a protein of 301 amino acids. The record is from RefSeq and is a predicted model, not a curated record.
AUGUGCGGCUUGAUCAAUUUUCGGGAGCGUAAAGAAAAACAGGUCUUGACGCCUCGGCACGCCUGUGGCAGCAAUCGAGAGAAUUGCCUACGCAUCGACCCGGGAGGCAGUAAGCUCUGCCAAAAGGCCCAUUGUAACAAAGUUGGGAAACCGGCUUUAGGUAGUAGUAGUAGCCAUUUGCUGGUGGGGCCACGCGCGCGCGACCAGGCCAAGGGUGACAGCAGCAACGCAGUACGCCGCAAAAUACAAGGAGAGAUGAGAGUGAGGACAAAAAAACAAAAACCUGCCACCAAGUACGGGACGCUCGCAUUUCUCGUAUGCAUGUCCAUCCACGAGGAAGCCGUGAUCCCGAGCGAGAAUGUAGGUACAACGCGUGAAGAGCAAUUUACUAUCUCAGACCCCUUUAAGGCGUUUGCAGAGUGGCUCACAACUACCCGCGAUGGCCCAGCGGGUUUUAAAGAUAAAUUGCCGAUUUGGCAGUCUGCGAUUGGCUCCCGGCGCGCCCCUGGCGACGGGUUCAGCCUUUUGAGGUUACUUUUGUACUGGUCGCGUUUUGUAACAAGGGGCGCAUUUGCUGUGCCACAGCGAAGGCUCUCGAUCAAGGGCAAGGAUGUCCCAAAGUCGUACAUUGUCAGCAAAGCCGAGCGGGUCAAGGCUGGCUGGUUGGCGGUAAUGCGUGAUGUGACCGGCGAGAAACAAGCUCCGAGCGGCCACCCGCGUCCAUUGAUUAGUCUAGCUGCAAAUCCUUUCGAUUUUCGAGGGGCUGGCUGGCGAACGAGAGAAGUAGAAUUGGCAAUGCCUAGAAAAGGUUACAAUAACAUCCCCGAUUCUGCGAUGGAGUUCUACUGCGUGUCAUCACUUAUCUGUCAGCCUGCGAUGAUGAUAGCUGGAACCUGGCCCAGCUGA